Patiria miniata (bat star) is the source of this 864-nucleotide messenger RNA. RefSeq names its product CD209 antigen-like protein D. NCBI's taxonomy places the organism in Eukaryota, Metazoa, Echinodermata, Asteroidea, Valvatida, Asterinidae. The transcript has a single exon. Bases 97 to 864 code for a protein of 255 amino acids. The record is from RefSeq and is a predicted model, not a curated record.
GAUUCUCGCCGUUUCACAGACAAGUCCGGUCGCAGAAAUAUUGACACUUGUAAACUUGAGUGACUGAAAGCGAACGUUUUGAAUUGUCCGCUCAUCAUGGCGUUUAUGUCCGGAUUGUUUGUCAUUGAGGUUGCCAUUUUAUCGAUGAGGGCUCUCUCUGAGUCAGAUUUCUGCCCCUCUCGGUCCCGUGUCAAACCCUCUUGCCCGCCAGAGUGGCAAUUGUGGGGGAGCGCGUGCUAUCGCCUCACUUCCUCAAAGUAUAAUUGGGAUGACGCCAUGACAGCUUGCCAAGACGUGGGAGGCAAGAUGGCCGCUCCUCGCUCGCUCGAGGAACUGAACUUCAUGGUAGAACUGGUACGAAAGGUGGACAGUCCAUACUACCGGACCUGGAUUGCUUGCAAUGACAGAGAUGUUGAAGGAACUUGGGAGUGUGACGGUCAGGAAGGAGGCGAGCCCUUCCUGAAAUGGAAUUAUGGGGAACCAAAUGAUAAUGGCAAUCAAGAUUGUGUUCAAAUAUCCGCAUUUCAUUAUGACGGGAUGGAUGAUGCAGGCUGUGGGAAGCUGUUCAGGGCCUUUUGUGUUCGUCAGGCAGCUUGCACUCAUCUCAUAACCCAACCCCGUCAAUACUGCGUCUCUACCGACACUCACGGCCGCAUUCUCAACUCAACCUGCCUCCUCGACCACAGCAUCCGAGAGUUUAUCAGCAAGGGCGUGGUCGCCUGUGGCUCACCCUGCGCCCAGGAGCCCGGAUGCCGCUCUUUCAACAUCAAGAAAACCGAAGACGGAAAGAAAAUAUGCCAGGUGAACAACAGCACAGAAGACUUAUUAUUUCUGUCCUAUGUACUCAGAAGAAAUGUGCUCUGA